This is a messenger RNA of Trichobilharzia szidati, 1163 nucleotides long. NCBI's taxonomy places the organism in Eukaryota, Metazoa, Platyhelminthes, Trematoda, Strigeidida, Schistosomatidae. The record is from the annotation of a GenBank genome assembly.
UGUGGGUGUUGUGAAGUUGAGUCUUUCGAGCUCCUACCAAAUCGAAUUUCAGCAAACAGAAGUUAUGCCUUUUUUUAUUUUUUCCUAAAUCCUUAGCGUUUUAUUCUUUUCUUCAUGCCUCAUCUUUUCAACCAGUUUAUCAUUGUUAUUAUUAUUAUUAUUACUACAAUAAUGACCAUUAUAAAUUCUACCCCUGCUUCACUUCCUGAAUCAUUUAUUACUAGUAAUAUUGUUGUUACUAAUACUCCUGUAGCUACUACCUCUGCUAAUUAAUAUUACUACCACUACUAGAACCCCCUCCCUUUAAACUCAAACUUAGUCAGUAAGACUAAAUGACAUAUUUCUCUGGGGUUGAAAAAUUAUUAGACUAAUUAUUGUUAUUAUUAUUAUUUCUGCACUUCUUUGUAAUCUGUAGGAGGAGGUGGACAAAUAUAGAAGGAAUAUAAGUAAUAAUAAGUAUUCUGAACAACAUACGUGUGUAUGCGUACCUCAUUUGACUGCAGUAUAUAAAUAUAUAAAUACAUCUGUUUAACCAGCUUACUUCUUAUUAAAUAAUACUACACAGACAAACUUGUCAUAUUUUUCGCCUAAAGACAAACAAAAAAAAACACUGUCAACUUAGGACUUGAAUAGAAGUUUCGUCUCUAUUUUUGUAUAUCCAUCCAAAUAAAACAAUUUCUACAACAUGAUGAAUACGAGUGAAUUUCAUUUUAAGAAAUUAUUUACUGGACGUUUAUUAUUUAUUUGUCUGUUCAGUAUAUUGGUUAUCAGUGGGAUCAGUAAUGCUAAUCCUAGACAUCAAUCUACGUAUGCUCAACACACGAUGCCUCAGCAUGCAAGUCGCGGACACUAUGUUUUCACUGAAUCAGAAGAUAAUGAUCCAAGAAUCCAUGAAAUGGAGACAAGUGGUAACGAAAGACACCCGGAUUUUGGUCCAGCGGGAUUCAAGCGUAAUUUCGAUCCUAUAAUGUUCAAACGUUCCUACUUCGAUCCUAUAAUGUUCAAACGUUCCUACUUCGAUCCCAUAAUGUUCAAACGUUCUUAUUUUGAUCCUAUAAUGUUCAAACGUUCCUAUUUUGAUCCUAUUAUGUUUAAACGCACCUACUUUGAUCCUAUAAUGUAUAAACGCAACUCUGAAUAUCAUUCUGAUUAAAUGAGGAAAG